AUGGAUGUCCUCUACAUGGCGCGUGAUCCCCCGGGUGCAAGGUUCCCGGGAAAGUUCCGUAUUGGGGCUGAUAUCACUAAUCCCAGAUACGUAUUCGAAAGCCGUCCCAACGGCCGUGGCCCCCGCCCCACCGGACCGUCCCGCUUCAUUCGCAUUGCUAACCACCGUGAAUUUCUCGUGUGCGUCGAAGGUGCCUCAAUCGAAGAUCCCGAUAACUCGCAGAUAAUCUCGGCCGGAUGCGCCUUCAAGAUGAACGCCCACGGUGGUAUUGUCCGGUUCCCGUUGGAAGAUGAAAUUCCCACGGGAGAAUCGAACUCGAAGAGCACGACCAAUGCGGCCGUUCGUGCUACUAUCGGCUUUUUGCAAUCUCGUGAUUGGUCUCGUGAGGGUUUUGACCGUCUUGUUAUUGCGUCGAGCAAUGAGAGUCUUGUGGAGGGAAUUACGGUUAAUAUGCGACACUGGGUGCGAAAUGGAUGGUUCAAACGCGACACCGAUAUCCCUAUCAAGGAUGUUGAGCUCUGGGAACUUCUUUUCGAUGAAAUUCAGACGUAUGAUACCCGGGGUUUGACUAUCACCUUCUGGCACAUCAAUGGCGGGUGGAGCCAGGAGACUCUUGCGCAUGCUGAGUUGGCUGCUGAGAUGGACGCUCCCGAGAGUUGGAAAAGAAUCCGGGCUACGGGGAUUUAG
Messenger RNA from Penicillium verhagenii, 687 nucleotides. RefSeq names its product ribonuclease H-like protein. Gene Ontology annotation, molecular function: nucleic acid binding. The record is from RefSeq and is a predicted model, not a curated record. The transcript has a single exon. The coding region runs from base 1 to 687 and encodes 228 amino acids. Lineage: Eukaryota; Fungi; Ascomycota; Eurotiomycetes; Eurotiales; Aspergillaceae.